CUCUCUCAGCUGGUGCUUUAAGGCAGGCCAGCUGCCAGCUGCUCUCAAAUUGACUCAAUCAAGGACGGCGCGCUGCCCGACCGGCCGGCCGCCGAUCAGCUAGCAACCUACGGCCGUCGGCGAUGAUUGGCGGUGCAGCCGGCCGGCCGGUGUUCGUGCUCUUCGGCUCCUCCACCGUGCAGUACAGCUUCAGCAACGGCGGAUGGGGAGCUACUCUCGCCGACAUCUACGCCCGCAAGGCUGAUAUUAUUCUGAGAGGGUAUAUUGGCUGGAACUCAAGGCGGGCACUUCAAGUCAUUGAAAAAGUUUUCCCCAAGGAUUCAGAAGUGCAACCUAGCUUGGUAAUAGUUUACUUUGGUGGCAAUGAUUCGAUUGCUGAACACUCUUCUGGGCUUGGACCUCAUGUGCCGCUUGAGGAGUACACAGAGAACAUGAGGAAGAUAGCGAAGCACCUCAAGAGCCUCUCCGACAAGACCCGCGUGAUCUUCCUGAGCUGUGCACCGAUCAACGAGGAGACGCUCCGGAAAACAAUGAGCACGGAGCUGAGCGAGGUUAUACGGACCAACGAAGCCUGCCGUCUCUACUCCGAAGCAUGCAUAUCUGUGUGCAAAGAGAUGGACAUCAAGAUGGUUGAUCUCUGGAACGCCAUACAGAAACGGGACGACUGGGCCACGACGUGCUUUACGGAUGGGGUGCAUUUCUCAGAAGAGGGGAGCAACAUAGUUGUGGAACAGAUUCUGAGGGUUCUCAAGGAUGCUGCAGAGUGGGAGCCAAGCCUGCACUGGAAGGCGAUGCCGACCGAGUUUGAUGAGGACUCGCCCUACGACCCUGUCGCCUCCAGCGGCCAAUCCACCAUCAACCCAACCAAGUUGACCUUCCUCACGAAAAUACCAUGGGAAUGAAGAGCAGAUCAGCAUUAUUUGUCUCUCUUUCUGUAGAAUGAUGAUGAUAUUGUGUGCUGGUUCUUAUCCAAAAUAUUGUGUGCUGGUGAUCUGAAAUUCAUGUGAUGGGAGAACAUGAUAAGAAUUCUGCCUUCCAUCGACGAUCCUGUCAUAGAAUCAAUAAUAAACCUGUUGAGUUGAAUUGGUGAGUUGGAAA
Molecule: messenger RNA, 1098 nt
Organism: Brachypodium distachyon (stiff brome)
Lineage: Eukaryota; Viridiplantae; Streptophyta; Magnoliopsida; Poales; Poaceae
Product: GDSL esterase/lipase CPRD49
Exons: 4
Coding region: 123-902 (259 amino acids)
Molecular function (GO): hydrolase activity, acting on ester bonds
Source: RefSeq, a predicted model, not a curated record